GUGAACCAAGCUGAGAAAUAACUUUUUAGUAACAAGAAAGAUAGAGAAAAGAGAGAGAGAAAGAGAGACACAAAGAGAGAGAUGAAAAUGAUGCAAGAGGAAAACCGAAAGGGUCCAUGGACAGAACAAGAGGACAUCCUUCUGGUUUGAACAGAACAGGAAAGAGUUGCAGGCUUAGGUGGGUUAAUUACCUUCACCCUGGUCUCAAACGUUGCAAGAUGACGCCACAAGAAGAGCGUCUCGUCCUUGAGCUUCACGCAAAAUGGGGAAACAGGUGGUCCAAAAUAGCCCGGAAAUUGCCAGGUAGAACAGAUAACGAGAUAAAGAAUUACUGGAGGACUCAUAUGAGGAAGAAAGCUCAAGAAAAGAAGCGUCCUGUUUCUCCAAGUUCCUCAUUCUCAAACUGUUGCUCUUCGUCUAUGACCACUACCAAUACUCAAGAUGUGUCAUCCCAACCGCGGAAAUCUUCUGGGAAGGUGAGCUUUUACGACACUGGAGGAUCGAAUCAAGAAACAGAAGACGUAUACUCGAUGGAUGACAUAUGGAGAGAGAUUGAUCACUCUGCAGUAAACAUUAUUAAACCGGUUACAGAUAUCUACUCAGAACAAAGCUAUUGCUUAAGUUACCAAACUCUGGUUUCUCCAUCAUGGGAAAACUCAUUGGAUUCUAUAUGGAACAUGGAUGCAGAUAAAAGUAAGAUGUCUUCCUUUGAAAUUGAUCAGUUGCCUUUCUGUUUCCAACACAGUAGAUCACCAUGGUGGUGGUCAGGUUAGUUAGGAAUUUGAUUUAUUCAAAAAAUGUUUAUAUAUGUUAUAUAGAAUAUAAUAAAUACAAAAUAAAACCUAAUGACUGUAAUAGUUUGUUUUGAAUUUGAUGGACACAAAAUACAGCAUAAGUCUGCAAUAAUCUCAUGGGUUGUAGUAAGUAACCAGCCUACGUUUGUGCUUCUUUUUUAUAUCUUAGUUUCUAGAAUGAAUGAGAAUAAUUGUUGU
Messenger RNA from Eutrema salsugineum, 992 nucleotides. Its product is annotated as transcription factor MYB48. Lineage: Eukaryota; Viridiplantae; Streptophyta; Magnoliopsida; Brassicales; Brassicaceae. The coding region runs from base 117 to 773 and encodes 218 amino acids. Gene Ontology annotation, molecular function: sequence-specific DNA binding; DNA-binding transcription factor activity. Gene Ontology annotation, biological process: regulation of DNA-templated transcription. Gene Ontology annotation, cellular component: nucleus. The record is from RefSeq and is a predicted model, not a curated record. The transcript has 3 exons.